Phymastichus coffea is the source of this 1407-nucleotide messenger RNA. RefSeq names its product 2-oxoglutarate and iron-dependent oxygenase JMJD4 (gene JMJD4). Gene Ontology annotation, biological process: protein hydroxylation; positive regulation of translational termination; negative regulation of gene expression. Gene Ontology annotation, cellular component: nucleus; cytoplasm. The transcript is spliced from 5 exons. The record is from RefSeq and is a predicted model, not a curated record. Bases 132 to 1346 code for a protein of 404 amino acids. NCBI's taxonomy places the organism in Eukaryota, Metazoa, Arthropoda, Insecta, Hymenoptera, Eulophidae. Gene Ontology annotation, molecular function: histone H4R3 demethylase activity; sequence-specific DNA binding.
CAAACAUGGAUGCAUGAAGUAACUUAUAACUAGACCUUUAUAAUUUUUUGUUAUUUAUUCAUGUUUUUAUUUCUCGUUUUUAUUUUUGUUUAUAAUUUAAUAUCUGCAAGAAUUCGACUUUGUGUUUUAAAAUGACUUCAUUUAUAGAAAUAAACCAUGACAAAAUUGAGCUUCAAUUUCAACAAAAUGUUAAUACCAUCCCGAAAACAAGCCCUUCCAUAUCUUACAACGAAUUUUUUGAAAAAUUUUUAAUUCAAAAUAGACCUUGCAUCUUUGAUUGCGAAAUAACAGAAAGUUGGCCGAGCAGACGAAAUUGGAGCAAAAAUAAUGCGCCAAAUUUUGGAUGGUUGAAAGAGUGUUUUGGUGACUCUCAAGUUCCUAUCGCUGAUUGUAAUAAAAGGUAUUAUAAUGCUCAAUGUAAAAAUAACAUGUCAAUUAAAGCUUACAUUAACUACUGGGUUGACUAUCGCAAUCACAAUUACUCCAAUAAGAUGCAUCUGUUGUAUUUGAAAGACUGGCAUUGUAUUAAAUCUAAUUCAAACUUACAAAUUUACAAUGUACCUCAGUAUUUUGCUUCAGACUGGUUGAAUGAAUAUUACAUUGGUCAUCCAAAUUUAAAUGAUGAUUAUAUGUUUGUCUAUAUGGGACCGAAAGGAUCAUGGACCCCAUUUCAUGUUGAUGUCUUUACAUCAUACAGUUGGUCAGCUAAUGUUAUUGGAAAAAAACGCUGGUUAUUAUUUCCACCUGGACAAGAAAAUUAUCUUUGUGAUAAAAAUGGAGAUUUAUUAUACGAUAUUACUUCAGAAGAUUUGAAUAAUAAGCCCAAGUAUGAUGACAUGAACAAUGAAUUAUCAAACGGAAUUGAGAUAAUUCAGGAUACAGGUCAAAUAAUAUUUGUACCUUCAGGAUGGCACCAUCAAGUUUGGAAUUUGGAAGAUACAAUAUCAAUAAAUCAUAACUGGAUAAAUGGCUGUAAUAUAUUAAAUGUAUGGAAAUCAUUACACAAGGAAUUGACAGCAGUAAUGCAUGAAAUUGAAGAUUGUAAAGACAUGGAUGACUGGGCUAUGCAUUGCCAAACUAUGCUCAAAGCAACCUUUGGAAUGAAUUAUAUUCAGUUUUAUGAAUUAAUAUCUUUUAUUGCUGAAAAACGCAUUAACUCUGUGAUAAAUAAUGUGACUGUGAGGAGUUUUGAUGAAUGGUGCCUUGGAAAUAAUCAUUGUUUAUUUGAUCUUCGACAAAUAAGAAUAGUACUUAAAAAUUUGAUAGGCGAUGCUAAAGAAAAAAAGAUUGACACUUUACUUUGGAAGAAAAACGAAGCUGUCCAAUUAAUCGACAGAAUUAUAUAAAAGUUAAUAAAUAAAAUCAAUGUUAUUUAAAUAAAAUAUUAUUUUUCAAUAGUAAAUGUUA